Molecule: messenger RNA, 3220 nt
Organism: Toxotes jaculatrix (banded archerfish)
Lineage: Eukaryota; Metazoa; Chordata; Actinopteri; Toxotidae
Product: zinc finger protein 665-like
Exons: 7
Coding region: 103-3039 (978 amino acids)
Biological process (GO): regulation of transcription by RNA polymerase II
Molecular function (GO): RNA polymerase II cis-regulatory region sequence-specific DNA binding; DNA-binding transcription factor activity
Source: RefSeq, a predicted model, not a curated record
UGGACGUGGCUUCCAUGUUCCACCGUCAGCCUUUCUCGUGUGGCUGCGAUGUUAGCAAACAGCCACCGCCAUAGCUAAAGUUAUGAUGUCUAUAACUUCAUAAUGAGCAAGAUAUUAAUGGACCAUGUUUCGACAUUUGUUUCCCCAGGUUCACUUCCCCUCUCCUCUCUCCGUCUUAUCGUCCCUCCUGUGCAGCUUGUGUCUGCAGCUCUGUGGGAGAUAGUGAAGCAGGGUGCUGUGAUGUACUAUGGUCUGCUGGAGGAGUUCAUUACCUCAGUGUUGGAAACAGUCCCUGAUCUGCUCACUUACACAGAGAGAGUCCAACUAGUUAUAGGCCUACGUGCAAGGGUGGUGCUAGAGUGUUGCCGCAGUGAUGAUUCUGCCAGCCCACAGGCCAUCCAACUUCAUCUGAGCAGAAUAAACACCUACAUGGCACAACAGGAUAAAGAGACUUCCAGCACUGAAGUAAAAUCAUCAGUGACAAACUUCCUGAAGCUUGUUCACACACUAGUGGGUGAUCAAUGCCAGAGGGAUAUCUUUUAUCAGAAAAUCUUCCCAACAGUGUUUGGCCCCAAAUAUGACUCAGCCCUGGAGGCUCUGAUGAGAAAAUUUCUCUUCAAUCUUCAGCAGCUGCUGCCUGUUCCAAACCUUGAACAAACUUCACUUUGGCUCAGUCUCUCCCCUUCUGUCUUGAAAGAGUGUGUAGACUUCAUGAAUCAACCUGAGCCCCUGAAUACACUUAUUCAGCACCACAAACAUCAUGGGCAUGAAGCUGCACAAGCUCUGUCUUCCUCUGGUGAUGACUGCAUCCUUUCCAGCCUCUCCUAUUAUCUGCCAAAGGUCAAUAAUGAUGAAGGAGGCAAAGUUGUCAAAUCUGGAUCCUUGUGUAUGAGUGAGGAGGACUGGCACAGAGACAACUCACUUGGGAUUGAGACUAAAAAAGAUCAAGAAGAAAACUUUGAGGAGAUUAACCCAGAAGUGACAAGGAAUGUGGAAAGAAAUGGACAGCAGCAUGCUGAAGAUCUGACUGAAGACCAAGGAGCCUCUGUUGAAGUAAUACUUGAACCUUUUGAUGAGAUCGAGUCCAAUGAUGAUGGCAACAUGAACAAAAAAUGGUUUCACCAUUUAAAAACUCACAAUAGGACAUCCUCAAAAACUUUCAAGUGUCUUGUUUGUGGUCAGGGCUUUAGUUCCAUCAGCAAACUAAAAAGGCACAGGAUCACUCAGAGUGGUUGUUUGAUGAACAGGCUGGGUCGGUCAGAUUCUGCCAGCCGAAGUAGAUUUUUUGAAAAGAUUAAUUUGCAUCCUAAACCUAAGAUUAAUGCCCGUAGAAGUGAGAAUGAGCUUCCGUUAACAGCACGUGACCCAUCAAAUUUGAGUAGUCUUCCAAACUUUGAGGAGUCUAAUGACGACUGCAGUCUUGUUUGUCGUGCUUGCGGAAAGGUUUUCACUUACCCAAAAAAUUUUGACAAACACCAGAGGAUUUGUGUGGUCAGUAGUAAACAACAGUCUCCUACAAGCUUGGCACAUCAGUCCAAAUCAGACCCUGUUGAUAAGGCCAAAUUGGCUUUGCUGGGUGAAACUGAAUCUGAUCCACCUCAGGAAUCAGUGUCUUCUGACUCGUGUAAAAGAAGCAGCCGUGUCAAAAAAUGCUCCACAUGUGGAAAAAUAUUUACUCGUUCUGUUGACUUGACAGGACACAUGAGAUGCCACAUUGAACCGAGUCCUUAUCUUUGUUCUUAUUGUGGUAAAGAAUUUGACAACUACGAAGACUGCGAGACACACAAGGAUGGUAAAUGUGGGGUUUCAAACCAACACCCACAAGCAAAGAAUGAGUUCUCACAGGAGAAUUCUUCAAGCACUGCAAAGAAAAUGAAUCAGGAGAGCACUCCAGUUUCAAUCACAGAUGUACCUGCUGGCACGCAGGCAAAGCAGGCUUGUAAAUCGCCUCUGACAUGUCAGGACUGCGGCCAGGGUUUUUCUUAUUACAAGAGUUUUGAGAAGCACCAGAGUAAAUGUUCUAAAAGAAGUCCUCGAAGGAAAAAGCGAGCAAACGCUAACCAUUUUGUUAUCAGUGCAUGUGAUUUCCAGUUGGUUGACAAUGAGAGAUGUGCCAAGACAAGUUCUGAAACAAAGGAAAGUAAAACUGAAAAACCUCAGAACUCUACAGACCGUGCAGACGACUCCCCCUGUGCGACUAAGUCUUGCACCAUCAGGUGCACCAUGUGUGAGAAGAACUUUUCAGAAAUUGUCCUCUUGAAACGACAUUAUUCCAAGUCGCAUAAGAUCAGAGGCUCAUACCCUUGUCCAUUGUGUAAGAGAACUUUUGUGAGGCUGUGUGAAUUGGUUCGACAUCAGCAGAACAAAAAACUGUACCAGUGCGCUGCCUGCAAGAAAUGCUACACAAAGCCGGGACUGCUGAAUGAUCAUGAAAAAGUUCAUACUGCAAGUGUAACGCCACGCAUUUGUGAAACAUGUGGGAAAAGCUUCAAAUCUCUCGCGUAUCUGAUUCUGCACCAGAGCAAGCAUAGAGAACGACAGCCUAGUGUUUGUUCCUACUGUGGCAAACAGUUCAGUACAAAAGACUGCCUGAGAGCGCACAUGGUGAGGCACACAGGCGGCUACCCAUGCCCAGUGUGCGGAAAGAAAUUCUAUCAAAAAACAUACCUUAAAUGGCAUCUGUAUAAACACACGGGGCAAGAGCCGUACCUCUGUGACACAUGCGGGAAAGGCUGGCCGAGUGCCGCUCAGCUCAAGCUUCACAUGAUUCAACAUACGGAGGAGAGGCCGUUCAAGUGCGAAGACUGUGGUGUGUGUUACAAGAGGGGAUCGCAUUUGAUGGCUCACCGCAGAGACAAGCACAUUAGGUUGCGGCCCUUUGUGUGUGAGGUUUGCAGCAAGGCCUUCAGAUUAAACAAUGAGCUGAAAAAACACAUGAUGAUUCAUACAGGGGAACGGCCAUUCGCGUGUCCAAAGUGUGGCAAAACAUUUACAAGAAAAACCCGGCUUAGGGAGCACAGAGAGAAGACGUGUCUGUAACUUCAUGCUCUUUGCUGGACCUGUACUUUAUUAAAACUGUUCAUACAUACAUAUCUCAAUGCCGUACAUGUACGAUGACUUUUAUAAUGAAGCUACAGAUUUGUAAAUAAACCACAACACUUUGUCUGAUAUUGUGAAUGAGUUUCAUUCUCCCAGAAUAAAAAUGGCCUUGCUGAACAUA